Messenger RNA from Vollenhovia emeryi, 1367 nucleotides. RefSeq names its product 2-oxoglutarate and iron-dependent oxygenase domain-containing protein 3-like. Gene Ontology annotation, cellular component: membrane. The transcript has 5 exons. The record is from RefSeq and is a predicted model, not a curated record. Bases 183 to 1148 code for a protein of 321 amino acids. Lineage: Eukaryota; Metazoa; Arthropoda; Insecta; Hymenoptera; Formicidae. Gene Ontology annotation, molecular function: iron ion binding; oxidoreductase activity, acting on paired donors, with incorporation or reduction of molecular oxygen; L-ascorbic acid binding.
CCAUAUGACUCUAGACAUUUCGCUUUGUGUGUCUCAGCCUCUCAGGACAGGACUCGGAUCUGUCAGAGAGGAUCAGAGAGGAUUGACAGUUUGACACUCGUGUUUGGCAUGUGUGAAAUGAGUUAAUUAAACACGAAGAUAAAGGAUAAACCAGAGGUCUUGUACACAUCAGUGUAUACACGAUGACGACGCGAGAGAUAAAGAGGACGAAGAAAAAAAGUGCACAGAAGGAAAGUGUAACUCAGGAGGAAAACAAAGCGGAAAAACCGACCGAGUCCGUCAAGUCGAAAUAUGGACCUAUUGUAUCUUUUCCAUAUCAAAGGGUAUGGUCCAGGUGCGUUCUGAUACUUGGAGUCUUGCUAAUAGUUUGGUAUAAUAACAGACAGGGCAAAGAAGUAUAUCUAGCAAAACAGAAAGACGUACUGGUAAGUCGUACACAGAACGUUGACUGCUCUGUGGAUUAUAGAGACGAGUUAGAAAAAUACCCGGGCUGUGCACCAGAAAAAUGUGGCAGAGUUGUAACUGACAAACUCGUCUCGACAACAGAGGCAGAUGUUUUAUUGAAAGUAGCAAAAAAUGGGUUAGAUUUGGCUGGAUCUGAUGGCGGGGCCAGUAUCCUGGAUCUUCAUUCCGGCGCUCUUAGCAAGGGCCAGGGUUUUAUCAAUAUCUAUAAACAACCAGAAGCAAAGAAAAUAUUCAACAGUAUGGAUUCGGCAAUUUAUAAGGUAGUGAAAACAAAGAUACAACAUGCGGUGGCGCAUAAUUUUGGCAUAGAUGUAAAUAAGAUCUAUUUGACCAAACCUAGCUUCUUCUCACGAAUGACUAAUAAACCUGCAAAAACCAUACACGAUGAAUACUGGCAUCCACAUAUCGAUAAGGAAACAUAUGAAUCGUUUCAUUACACAUCGUUACUGUAUUUAAAUGAUUAUAGUAAAGAUUUCGAAGGCGGUAGAUUUAUAUUUAUUGACAAGAAUGAUGUUAAUACUACAGUAGAACCAAGAAAAGGCAGAGUAUCAAUUUUUACUUCAGGGAGCGAAAAUUUGCAUUUAGUUGAAAAAGUGAGAUCUGGUACUCGUUACGCCUUGACGGUAUCUUUCACAUGUGAUAGGUAUGCCGCAAUAUCUGAUCUGCUCUUUACCGAGACGUAAAUUAAGAUUUUUUUCAGUAACAAUUUUUUUAUUUACACAUAAUAUAGAAAGUGUAAUGUCGAUGAUAUUUGUAUUUACAAAUUGUUAAUGCACAACUGAAUUGUAUUGUAAAGGAAAAUAGGUAAAACAUACUGUUUUAGUAUAAAUUUGUUUAUGAAAAUUUAUCUGAAGAAUGUAGAAUGUUAAUAUAUUAGAUAUAAAUUUUUGUUAUAAAAUGUG